UGUGCGCCGCCAUGCCUGAGUAAGGCAAAACAGAUGACGUAGCCACCGCGUGGCCAAUCAGAGCUUCCUACGUUCGCGAGUUCAAUGGUCACUCGAGACGGAAGUGGAAUACUCCAAGUAGAAGACUAAGGGGUGUGUGUGAUGUCAGCGCGUUUGUACAGCAAGGUGUUGGGCUUUCUGGGCUACACCCUUCAGUACAGCUGCAUCGCUCACUGCACGUUCGAGUACGUUGGAGAGUUUGUCGUGUGUUCAGGGCCAUCAAUGGAGCCAACCAUCACCAAUCACGACGUUGUUUUUUCAGAACGCCUCAGCAGACACUUAUACCGCAUCGAGAAAGGGGACAUUGUGAUUGCUAAGAGCCCAUUUGACCCGAACAUGAACAUCUGUAAACGUGUUAUUGGACUGGAAGGAGAUAAAGUCUGCACCAGUGGCCCCUCAGAUACAUUUAAGACACACACUUUUGUCCCAAGAGGUCACGUGUGGCUGGAAGGUGAUAAUUUACAGAACUCUACAGACUCACGAAGUUACGGCCCCGUUCCCUACGGACUCAUACGAGGACGAGUGUGUUUAAAGUUGUGGCCUCCACACAGCGUCGGCACGUUAACCGAGAGUCCUAACGCCGGACGCAUUUUACGCACUGAAUAACAGCAACCACAAAGACAUACUUUUUUUAAUAAUAAUCUGAUAUUCAGGUCUGUGAAUUCAGGACAUCUCAGCUGCCUGGUCGUACCCGUGACCUGCCUGGAGCAGAUGUGAUCCAUAAACCCACACACAUUCCUUUUAUCUUCACACACUUCACAGGCACCAUAUAAUCAAACUCUUACUCAAUAAAAGUGGUAGCAGGAUACCGGAAAAAUACAAUACAGGUAUUAAGAUACAAAGGAAUUUACAUUUAAAUGGUCAAAAAGUAACACAUAAGUGUAAUAUUUUUUCUUUCUGGUGGUGUGAUGUGGCAGUCCUGACACACAGAUGAAUUAUUUAUGGUUUCAUUUUACACUGAUAUGAAUUUGACUUUUUUAAUAAUAUAAAUGUCAAUAAAAAUAAAAUGUACUGAAUUUGCAUUUG
Molecule: messenger RNA, 1065 nt
Organism: Hemibagrus wyckioides
Lineage: Eukaryota; Metazoa; Chordata; Actinopteri; Siluriformes; Bagridae
Gene: immp1l
Product: inner mitochondrial membrane peptidase subunit 1
Exons: 6
Coding region: 142-645 (167 amino acids)
Cellular component (GO): mitochondrial inner membrane peptidase complex; membrane
Molecular function (GO): serine-type endopeptidase activity
Source: RefSeq, a predicted model, not a curated record